Molecule: messenger RNA, 1257 nt
Organism: Colletotrichum spaethianum
Lineage: Eukaryota; Fungi; Ascomycota; Sordariomycetes; Glomerellales; Glomerellaceae
Product: putative NADH dehydrogenase
Exons: 1
Coding region: 1-1257 (418 amino acids)
Molecular function (GO): NADH dehydrogenase activity
Source: RefSeq, a predicted model, not a curated record
AUGUCGAAACCAGUUCUAGUUGUCAUCGGCACUGGAUGGGGAGGGUUCACCCUCACUCAGAAAGUUUCGUUGAACAAAUACGAUGUGAAAGUCAUCUCACCAAUUCGAACGAUCCAGUAUACUCCGUUACUCGCCAGCGCAGCAUGCGGUCUUUUCAACUUCCGCCUGGCGGAGGAGCCUGUCCGAAGAAAACAUAGGACAGACCAAGAUUACUACAAAGCGAUCGCCGAGGACAUCGACUUCGAGAAGCGCAUAGUUCGGUGCAAGACCGACGCCCCUACCGCUAAUGAAGACCCAACCUACUUCGAGGUCGAAUACGACAAGAUCUGCAUUGCGCCAGGAUGCACAACUCAAGACUUUGGGACGCCGGGAGCGAAAGAGCACGCUCUUUUCUUGAAGACGACGAAUGAUGCACGCCUCAUUCAGCAGCGCAUACUCCAGAUGUUGGACAAAGCCUCGCUACCCACAACCAGCGAGCAAGACCAGGAAGAUUAUCUCAACAUCCGUAUCGUCGGCGGUGGUGCCAUCGGCAUCGAGGCAGCCGCUGAACUAUGGGACUUAUGGUUCGAGGACAUGCGUUUCUUGUUCCCUCAUCUGGACGGCAAAUUGAACAUUACCAUUCACGACGUUGCGCCCAAAAUUCUCACCACAUUCGACGCCCGGCUCAGCGAAUACGCGACAAGCUCAUUGCAAGGAAAGCACGUCAAGAUCAAGACAGGUUCCCACAUCCAGAAGGUGGAGGCCGAUGCGAUCUUUACCAAAGAAGAUGGUCGCUUGCCCUACGGACUGCUCAUCUGGGCCACUGGAAAUAAGGUGAACCCUUUGGUAGACAAGUUGGAAGUGAAGAAGCCUGAGGGCGGAUUACCUCGAAUCCUCACCGACAAGUAUCUUCGGGUACUGAGACCUGACGGGAGUCCCAUGGAGGGCGUCUAUGCGCUCGGGGAUGCAGCCGAUAUCGAGGGUGAAUCUUUGCCAACAUUGGCAGAAGUGGCACUGCAAAAGGGUGAGUACCUCACCAGUGUACUCAACUCUGAUGCCCAGGCUGCACCUUUCACUUACAAACAACGGGCGCUCCUGGCAUAUCUGGGUCGUCACGAUGGCAUCAUUGGCGGUCGACAGGAGUGGACAGGUAUAAGUGCAUGGCUUGCUUGGCGUUCUGGAAGUUUGGGAUGGACGAGGAGCUGGAGGAGAAAAAUCAUGAUUUCGAUCAGUUGGCUCUUCAUUUGGAUUGCCGGGAGAGAUAUUGCGAGGCCGUAG